AUGAAUUGGAUAUCCCUGGCUCUAGCCGUGGGGCUCGCUUUCACGUACCAGUCUAUCCCUGUGUUGGGUCGAGUCAUCUGCUGCGGGGAGUUUGAGGCAAUAUCGGCUUCUGAGUUCGUUGCUCAUCUCUCUCCUGGCUGGAAUCUUGGAAACAGCCUGGAUGCCGUCCCAAACGAGGAUAGCUGGAAUAACGAGCCCAUCACCGAAUCAACAUUUGACGAUGUCAAGAAUGCAGGGUUCAACAGCGUUCGUAUCCCAGUCACUUGGGCGUAUCACUUCACUGGAAACUCCGAUGAAGGUGAUUCUCCUGACUGGACGGUUGAUCCAGCCUGGCUCCAACGCGUGCACGACGUCGUCAACAUGGUCACAUCUCGUCACAUGAGCGCAAUUAUCAACAUCCAUCACGACUCGACUCUGUGGGCCGAUUAUACAGCCCCGAAUGCUAACAUUACAAUGAUCGAGGAGAAGUUUUAUCGACUAUGGUAUCAAAUUGGAGAAGAGCUGGCCUGCACUGGGUCUCGUGUAGCCUUCGAGCCCUUGAACGAACCCCAGGGCGCAACAAACGAGUACGCUGCUCAACUCACGAAAUUGAACGACAUCUUCCAACUGGCUCUCACCCACAGCGGCGGCUUUAAUCGGCAGCGAGUUGUUGCGUUGAGCGGACCACUGCAGGACAUCGACGCAACUAUUGAAUGGUUCAGAAAGCCGGCCCCGAACUACACCAACCCUUAUUUUUUACAGGUGCAUUAUUAUGAACCCCGUAAUUUCACGUCAGCUGCUUGGGGCAAGACUACUUGGGGCUCGAAAGAAGAGAAGAAUCAGCUAGAGGACUCUUUUUCCCUGUUGCGCCAUAAGUUCCCAGAUAUCCCCAUUCUUAUCGGAGAAUGGCUCGUCAGCCCAGUCAUGUCUGAGCCAGCAGCUAGGUGGCAGUACUACGACUUCAUCGGCCGGAUGUGUGCCAAAUACAAAUUCGCAUGUAUGAUCUGGGAUACUGGAAAUGACAUCCUCGACCGUAAUGCCCGCACUCUAUUCGACUCUACAGGCCUCCAGGUUCAUCUGAAUGCCUUGAAGGGUAUCACAAACAGCUUGCCAUGGGCCACAACUAAACCCGACACAGAAGGCGAGUAUUCGUCUGCGCUUAUAUUUCACAGAAUUGACGACUUGGACGACUUGGUUUCUAAUCGCAUUUGUUACUUCGACUUCAACGGAAACAACGUUACAACUAUUGCAGUUGACCGUCAACUGUUAACCGAAGGACCUGACUACUUCAUUAGUUCCACCGCCAUUACGUUCCAUCCUUCAUUCUUGUCAAACUACUUUAACUCUUCCAGCGAAGAGGGAGUCAAAGCAACUGCAUUAGUCUCAUUCUCAACAGGAGCACGCAUCCCGAUUCAACUAAUCGUUUGGGACGCCCCGACGGUCCCUGUGGCAAGUUCUGCCGCCGAAGCCGGGUCUGAAGUACCCAUAGCUAUCAAUUGGAAUGGAUUCCCUCAACCAGCAGCCGUAGCUGCCUUCAAAGCCGACGGGACUCCUCUGGUAGACGAAUGGACAAAUUACCUUCCACCACUCAACCGUGGAAGAACAGUUUUUGGUGCACAUUGGACGUGGAGCAGGGGCGAUAAUGUCAUAACCAUCACAGGAAAUACAACUCGUGUCGCGGUGGAAGCUAAUCAGGAAGUGACCUUCAUGAUUGAGGUGUAUCCUCGCAUCGGAAACAAUUAUGUGAACUACACCUUGACUGUUUGA
Molecule: messenger RNA, 1746 nt
Organism: Ilyonectria robusta
Lineage: Eukaryota; Fungi; Ascomycota; Sordariomycetes; Hypocreales; Nectriaceae
Product: glycoside hydrolase superfamily
Exons: 4
Coding region: 1-1746 (581 amino acids)
Biological process (GO): glucan catabolic process
Cellular component (GO): extracellular region; cell surface
Molecular function (GO): beta-glucosidase activity
Source: RefSeq, a predicted model, not a curated record